Messenger RNA from Syngnathus acus (greater pipefish), 1810 nucleotides. It is a transcript of the gene btbd17a, whose product is annotated as BTB/POZ domain-containing protein 17. Gene Ontology annotation, molecular function: protein binding. The transcript is spliced from 3 exons. NCBI's taxonomy places the organism in Eukaryota, Metazoa, Chordata, Actinopteri, Syngnathiformes, Syngnathidae. The record is from RefSeq and is a predicted model, not a curated record. The coding region runs from base 90 to 1679 and encodes 529 amino acids.
AACGCCGUCGCUCGCGCACAUUAGCUUGAUCUGAGACCCGUCUUAGGCCGUGCCACGGGCCGCCAACUGCUCUCUUCUGCUUAGGAACGAUGGGCGCAGGACAAAGGCGGCAAUCAAUAUGUGCACGUGGGGCGGGGCGGGGGCUGCGUGCAACUGAGCCACAAUGGCUUGUCAGGCGACCGACCGACCGAUCGAUCGAUGACCCGAUCGGCGCCCUACUUACGCACGUGUUUCCGGCCAGUCUGGACACAGAGGCCUGGGGCUUAAUCACACUUUCAAUCUUUUCAUCUUACCUCCCGUGCCUGGGCUCAGGCCCCUCGAAGGCGGACGGCGGCCCGGACCCCGGCGCUGACACCCUGAGCCACUCUCUGGCGCUGGUGGGGCGCCUGGAGGCGCUACUGCUCCAGGGCAACGGCAGCGACGCCACGCUGCGGCUGGAGACGCCCAACGGCGACGAGGUCAAGCUGAUGGCGGUCCACGCGCUGGUUCUGUCGCUGCAGAGUCCGGUGCUGGCCGACCUGCUGCGGGAGCACAACGGCAGCGCGCUGACGCUGCGCGAGAGCCCGGAAUGCGCCGCCGUCUUUGAAAAGUUCAUCAGGUACCUGUACUGCGGCGAGAUCUCCCUGCGGCCGGAGCAGGCCACGGCCCUGCACCGGCUGGCCACCAAGUACCAGGUGGCGGCGCUGCGGCAGGGCCUGAGCCGCUACAUGAGCCUCAACCUGGCCCGGGAAUCGCCCUCGGGCCACGUGGCGGGCUGGUACGAGUACGCGGCGGAGGCGGGCGACGUGGCGCUGCGGGACGGCUGCCUCCGCUACCUGGCGUGGAACCUGUCGUCGGUCCUGCGGAGCGGCGAGUGGAGCGGCCUGAGCUCCCGGCUGCUCAUGACGCUCCUGCGGCGCUCCGACCUGGUGGUGCACAGCGAGAUGGAGCUCUUCUCCGGGCUGGAGGAGUGGAUCUCGCGCAACCGCCCCGACGGGCUGACAGCGGAGAACGCGCUGCGAGCCGUGCGCUACGCCAUGAUGCCGCCCCGGGAGCUCUUCCGCCUACAGAGCCAGUCGGCCGUCUUGGCCCGCUACCGGGAGUCGGUCCGGGACCUGCUCUACCUGUCCUACCAGUUCCACGCCGCCUCCCCCGUGCACAUGGCCAAGUACUUUGACCUCAACUGCAGCCUGUUUGUGCCGCGCAACUACCUGGCGCCGCCGUGGGGGUCCGCCUGGGCGGUGAGCAACCCGGCUCGCGACGACCGCAGCACCAGCUUCCAGACGCAGCUGGGGCCCAGCGGCCACGACGCCGGCAAGCGGGUGACCUGGAACGUGCUGUUCUCGCCCCGCUGGCUGCCGCUCAGCAUGAGGCCCACGUACGGCGGCGAGACGGGCGCCAUGCAGCCGGCGCGGGGGGCCGAGGGUGGGCGCCCCCGCGUCAUCGUCACGCCCGCCACCUCCAGCGCCGACUUUGCCGGGGUGAGCUUCCAGAAGACGCUUCUGGUGGUGGCGCGCCAGCAGGGCCGGCUGCACGUCAAGCACGUCUACGACUUCCACCAGAGCACCGAGGAGAACGGCGACUUCCUGGCAGACGCCGACCUGCACCGCCGCACCUCCGAGUACCUGGUGGACGGCUCCCUGAUGCUCCACGUGGUGGUCAAACCCAUGUACCAGAGCCUGGUGGCCAGCAAGAACUGAUCCACAGCUUGAGUUUCUUCACCUCUCCGUGUUAACUGAACGUCUGGUGCUAUUAUUGACGUCCGAGCCAUUCGCUCGAUUGUAGAUCCCCUCCCUCCUUCCGUCGAAUAAACAUCAAACCUUCUAUUCUA